Molecule: messenger RNA, 3094 nt
Organism: Nymphaea colorata (pocket water lily)
Lineage: Eukaryota; Viridiplantae; Streptophyta; Magnoliopsida; Nymphaeales; Nymphaeaceae
Product: beta-galactosidase 9
Exons: 19
Coding region: 53-2707 (884 amino acids)
Biological process (GO): carbohydrate metabolic process
Cellular component (GO): cell wall; vacuole
Molecular function (GO): beta-galactosidase activity; carbohydrate binding
Source: RefSeq, a predicted model, not a curated record
CUGUCAGUGCAAUUCCGUGCCUCCUGGCUUUUCCUGUGAAACCGGAAAAGCGAUGCGUCUCAAGAUCGUGCUCUUCCUCAUCGCUUUUGUCUCUCGAUCGUCGUUAGCGAUCGGAUUCUUCAAGCCUUUCAACGUGAGCUAUGACGGAAGGGCGCUCCUACUCGACGGGCAGCGGAGGAUUCUCAUCUCUGCGGGAAUUCACUAUCCUCGAGCCGCGCCUGAGAUGUGGCCUGACCUAGUUGCCAAGACAAAAGAAAACGGGGUAGAUGUGGUUCAGAGCUAUGUCUUCUGGAAUGGACAUGAACCUGUGAGAGGUCAGUACAACUUUGAAGGACAGUUUGACAUUGUAAAGUUUGUGAAAUUGGUCGGAUUAAGUGGACUUUAUCUGCAUUUGCGGAUAGGUCCAUAUGUAUGUGCUGAGUGGAAUUUUGGGGGAUUCCCAGUAUGGUUAAGAGAUAUCCCGGGGAUAAAAUUUCGGACUGAUAAUGGGCCAUUUAAGGUAGAGAUGGAGAGGUUUGUGAAAAAGAUCAUUGGUUUGAUGAAGCAGGAGAUGCUGUUUUCUUGGCAAGGUGGGCCCAUCAUCUUGUUACAGAUUGAGAAUGAGUAUGGGAACAUAGAAGAUUCAUAUGGAAAGGGAGGGAAGGAGUAUGUUAAGUGGGCAGCAAGGAUGGCCCUAGGACAGGAUGCCGGUGUUCCAUGGGUCAUGUGCAGGCAAAAUGAUGCACCAGAGAAUGUUAUUGAUACCUGUAAUGCGUAUUAUUGUGAUGGCUACAAGCCUAAUUCAAAGGAGAAACCAAUAUUCUGGACGGAAGACUGGGAUGGAUGGUAUGCAUCUUGGGGUGGCAGACUUCCUCAUAGACCUGUCCGUGAUCUUGCAUUUGCUGUUGCUCGUUUUUUUGAGCGUGGUGGCAGCUUCCAGAAUUACUACAUGUUCUUUGGGGGAACCAACUUUGGUCGUACAUCUGGGGGGCCAUUCUAUACAACUAGCUAUGAUUAUGAUGCUCCAAUAGAUGAAUAUGGUUUAUUGAGGCAGCCUCGGUGGGGGCAUUUGAAAAAUCUCCAUGAAGCUUUAAGGCUUUGUGAACCAGCUUUAGUUUCUGUCGAUGUUCCUGAUUAUGUAUUGCUGGGAAUAAAGCAGGAGGCACAUGUUUAUCGGGAACCUGUUGACAAUAAAAUUACUGAUAGUGGUUUUCUUGGAAAUGGAAGUGUAUGUUCAGCAUUUCUUGCAAACAUGGAUGAGCGUCAUUCAGUCAGUGUGAAAUUUCUUGGACAAACUUUUCAUCUGCCACCAUGGUCAGUGAGCAUAUUGCCUGACUGCAAAAAUGUUGCUUUUAAUACUGCCAAGGUGCAGUCACAGACCUCUCUAAAACUUUUGGACAGACUUUCUUCUCGUUUCUCAACCAUGACCAAUUUCUCAUUCAAGUCUACAGUUUCUUGGAUCUCAGAGUCGUGGCAGGCAUUUCAUGAGCCAAUUGGUGUAUGGAGUCCAGAAAAUUUUACAAUGCAUGGUGUACUAGAACAUCUAAAUAUUACAAAAGACAGUUCAGACUAUUUGUGGUAUAUUACUAGGAUAUAUAUCUCUGAUGAGGAUAUUUUACAUUGGAAGGUAACUGGUGUACGACCCUCUCUCACAAUUGACCGUGUGCGGGAUGUUGUUCGAGUUUUUGUAAAUGGGAAUCUUGCAGGUAAUGCUACUGGUCACUGGGCGCCUGUGAACCUCCAUAUUGAUUUGAAACAGGGAGAAAAUGAGCUGGCAAUAGUCUCACAAACAAUGGGCUUGCAGAAUUAUGGUGCUUUCCUUGAAAAAGAUGGAGCAGGUCUGAGAGGACAGAUCAAUCUCAAAGGUCUAAAGGGUGGAGUUCAAAACCUUUUGAAUUCUCCAUGGACCUAUCAAGUUGGUUUAAAGGGGGAAUUCCUAAAAAUAUAUGAUCUAGAAAGCCAGGGAAGUGUGAAUUGGUCCUCCACUUUACCACCCGACACAUCUACUGCUUCCUUCACAUGGUACAAGGCCACAUUUAGUGCUCCUGAUGGUGCUGAUCCUGUUGCAAUUGAUUUGGGAAGCAUGGGAAAGGGCCAAGCUUGGGUUAAUGGAAAGAGCAUUGGAAGAUACUGGACCAUUGUUGCACCAAAGCAUGGAUGCCCUUCACACUGUGAUUAUCGUGGAGCUUAUAAUGAAAGAAAGUGUUUGUGGAACUGCGGGAGACCUACUCAGCGCUGGUAUCAUGUCCCAAGAUCCUGGCUACAGGAAUCAAGCAAUCUGCUUGUCCUCUUUGAGGAAAUAGGUGGGAACCCACUGGGAAUAUCAAUCAUGCGUCAUGCUACUGACACGAUCUGUGCAACAACCUCAGAGUCUGAUUACCCGCCUCUUCACAUGUGGCAGCACCCAGACAUCGUCAGUGGUGAUAUUUCAAUCACGGAAGUAGGUCCCGAGUUGGACAUAUUUUGUGACUAUGGUCAGAUAAUCUCUUCCAUAGAGUUUGCAAGUUAUGGAAACCCACAAGGUAGCUGCCAACAGUUUUCAGAAGGGAACUGUCAUGCUUCUAAAUCAUUUUCAGUUGUGUCUGAGGCAUGCCGAGGCAAAAAUAGAUGUACCAUAAGUGUCUCAAAUGAGAAGUUCGGUGAGGACCCAUGCCCAGGAGUUGUGAAGACUUUAGCAGUUGAAGCAAAAUGUAUGUCAGCUUCGGAUGUCAAUAUUGCUUAUAUGUGAAGCUGUUCUUUAGACUAAAGAAUUUUUAUCGUCCUUGCACUUGUUUGGCUCCAAUGAAUAAAAUGUAGAGUGAGAGACAUCUGCACAUAUACCACGCAGUUACUGGAAGAAAUGGGCAAACAGGUCCUUGGGCAGGCCAUCCAGAACAUGUGUAAUGCCUUCUAGAAACACAGGUCCACAAAAUUGAGCAAAAUGUUAGGUUUUGAGAAAGCCUGAUGAGGAGCUCAUUGCUCAGAUGCUCAUCAACAUGCUGGCUUUUGCAUUUCCAUCAAUGUUCAUAAGUGCUCAUCUUAUGAUUGGUCUGUAUGUAUUAUAUCUGGCGAUAAUAUUGUUCUUUCUACAGUUUCGUAUGUAUUAUAUAUAGCGAUAAUGUUGUUCUUUCUGCAA